Molecule: messenger RNA, 3156 nt
Organism: Amorphotheca resinae ATCC 22711
Lineage: Eukaryota; Fungi; Ascomycota; Leotiomycetes; Helotiales; Amorphothecaceae
Exons: 3
Coding region: 1-3156 (1051 amino acids)
Molecular function (GO): metal ion binding
Source: RefSeq, a predicted model, not a curated record
AUGCCUAGCCAAACGAGGAAGAGCCAUUUUCGGACCAUCCAGAAGUUCCAGAUCGACUAUGCUCCAGUAUCCAUCUCCCAGUAUGUCUCGGAACGGACUGGAAUGCAUUGUGUAGUCGUCGAUCAAAAAGGACCCAAGGUUCAAGGCUACUUCGCUCUUGCCACGGAAAUCUUCGACGAUUCUGGAGCGCCGCACACUCUUGAGCAUCUCGUCUUCAUGGGAUCCAAGAGCUAUCAAUACAAGGGACUUCUCGACAAGCUUGCAACUAGAGCAUACUCAAACACAAAUGCGUGGACUGCGACAGAUCAUACUGCGUAUACCCUAGAUACCGCCGGCUGGGAAGGCUUUGCACAGAUACUACCUGUUUACUUAGAACAUGUGAUCUUACCUACUCUCACCGACGAGGGGUGUUAUACCGAGGUGCACCAUAUCGAUGGGGAGGGAAAUGAUGCAGGUGUAGUAUAUUCGGAAAUGCAAGGUGUUGAGAAUACAGGCGCAGAGAUCAUGGACAUCAAGGCACGUCAGUUGCUGUACCCGGAGAAUGUUGGCUUCCGCUAUGAGACUGGCGGAUUGAUGGGCGCACUCCGCGUUCUGACAGCGGAUCGGAUACGCGCAUUCCAUAAGGAAAUGUAUCAACCGAAGAACCUUUGCUUAGUUCUCAUAGGAGAAGUAGAUCAAGAUCACUUACUUCAAAUCCUGGACGAGUUCGAAGACGGGAUCCUGGAUGACAUCCCUCGCCCAGAUGCACCAUUCAAAAGACCGUGGAUAGAAUCCCCACAACCGCCUGCAAUCAAAGAGACGAUAAUUGAGACCGUUCAGUUCCCGGAAGAAGAUGAAUCCACUGGCGAGGUCCUCAUCGCUUUGUUUGGGCCAGAUUGCAAUGAUCCAGUUGCCACUGGAGCGCUCAAUGUACUUCUUACAUAUCUCGCUGGUUCUUCUGUUUCUAUCUUGGAGAAUAUCAUGGUCGAAAAGGAAGAGCUUGCUAGUUCCGUGGGAUACUGGUUGGAUUCGAGACCGAAUACCGUUAUUUGGUUCCAGCCCUCUGGAGUGGCUACUGAGAAACUUGCCCAUGUCGAGAAUCGCCUAUUCGAGCUUCUCAAUGACGUUGCCUCCAACCCUCUCAACAUGGAAUACUUGAUGGAUUGUCUGAGGAGAGAACGAAGACAAUUGAAGUUUCAAGCCGAGAGUUCAGGGAGCUACUACGCCAAUGGAGUCAUAAAUGACUUCCUAUUCGGUCAGAGAGAUGGUUCCACUCUGAAAGACCUAGGCACCAUCAAAGAAUUUGAUACCCUAGAGAAAUGGACCGAAUCGGAUUGGAAAGAUUUCUUCAAGAAGUGGUUCAUAAAUGCAGCACAUAUCUCAAUCCUUGGCAAGCCAUCCAAGGAGCUGGCCGAGAGUACUAAAGCUAAGGAAGAAGCUCGACUUGCGGCCAGAAGGAAAGAAUUAGGACCAGAAGGGCUAGCAAAAUUGGCGGAGAAGCUGAAGGAGGCCAUCGCGAAGAACGAUGUCGAGAUUCCCAAGUCGCUCCUCCAGAAGUGGCCAGUUCCUGGAGUCGAGUCUAUACAUUUCAUUGAAUCUACUACGGCAAGAUCUGGAUUGGCGAGAAAAUUGGGCACGCCAUCAAAUGCGAUACAGGCUGUCAUCGAUAAGUCGAAUGCGGAUCUCCCACUGUUCUUGCAAUUCGAACAUGUUCCUACCAAUUUUGUCCACAUAACAUUGCUUUUGGGAACCUCUCAAGUCUCCACGGAGCAUCGACCACUACUCUCGUUGUUCAUAGACAACUUCUUCAACACUCAUAUCAUGCAGGAUGGGAAGCUAGUUGAAUUCGAGAAAGUUGUCACAGCGCUCGAGCAGGACACAAUCAGCUAUUCCAUGAACUCUGGGUCACGAAUUGGUGACAGUGAAGGUAUCGCCAUCCAAUUCCAAGUCGAGCCCGAAAAGUACGGCGCAGCGAUAAACUGGAUCCGAACCAUGAUGUUCGACAGCGUCUUCGAUGAAACCAGACUCAAUGCUGGAAUAGCCAAGAUCCUUGCGGACAUUCCUGACAAGAAGCGGGAUGGUAACAGCAUGAUGUAUGCCGUGGAUACCAUGUUACAUCUUGAAGAUGAAUCAGCCAUCAAAGCCCGCAACACCCUCGUCAAAGCAUUAUACAUGAAGCGUCUCAAGAAACUCCUUGCGAAAGAUCCUAAGACCGUCAUUGCCUCCCUUGAGGCUCUACGCAAAUCUCUCUUUGCAUUUAACAACAUGCGCGCCCUUGUCAUCGCCAAUAUCGAGAAGCUCCCAACUCCCGUCACCGCUUGGAAGCCUUUAAUCUCCCAGCUUGAAACGUCCGCACCACUUCUUCCAAUUGUCAAACCAUACCAGCGUCUGAACAGUAACGGCAAGAACCUAGGUCAGUACGGUGCAGUAAUAGUCCCCAUGCCAACCAUCGACUCCUCGUUCCUUCUUUCCAUUACAAAGGGCCCAACCUCGUACACAGACCCAGUCCUCCCCGCUCUCAUGGUCGCAAUAUCCGUCCUCGAGUCGGUUGAAGGCCCCCUGUGGACCGCUAUUCGAGGAACAGGCCUCGCGUAUGGUGCAUCAUUCAGACGUGACCCCGAAGGUGGCUUUAUCCAUUUCUCCGUCUACAGAUCUCCUGACGCCUACCGUGCAUUUGUCGCUGGGAAGAAGGUACUUGAGAGCUUCAUUUCUGGGGAGCGCGAAAUAGAGGAUUAUGAACUUGAGGGAGCAAUUUCUGGAAUAGUGGUUGGCUUUGCAGAUGAGCAGAGUACUAUGGCUGCAGCAGGACAGUUCCACUUCGUGAACAGCGUCAUUCGCGGAGUUGACGCAGAUUACAAUACUAAUAUGCUUAGGUUGGUAAGACAAGUCGGAAGGGAGCAGAUCAAGGCUGUUAUGAAGGAGGUGUUGCUUCCAGCGUUCACCCCCGGAAAGGCAAACAUUGUGGUUACUUCUGCGCCAAUUAUGGAGGAGGGCUUGAAAAAGGGGUUCCAAGAUUCCGGUUUCAGUACUCGAGUCCAGACCCUAGCCGACUUCCAAGAGGACUACGGUCUCAAAGCAGACGAAAGCGAGGGCGAAGAAUCCGACGAAGAUGAUGACGAUGAUAUGGAUGCUGAGAUGACCGAGUAUUCCGAUGAUUCUGAUGAUUCCGAGGAAUAG